UAAGACAUACUUAAGAAAUGAAGGGUUUUCUUACUAUCAUCCCCAAAUUCAGACCCAAGAUAAUGUCUUUCUAGCAGAGAAAAACGAAAAAGCCAUUGAUGAGGUAGAAGUAACCUGUUUUUGGAGAAGAAACUUGUUCAACAGGUUAAAAGUAAAAAGAACCUUUGAAAGCGGAGGUACCCUAAAAUUCGAGUCUUUUAAAAAUAAACUAAAGUUCGAAUAUUUAAAAGCAAAUGGGACAAAGUUCAUACCUUUCAAAUCAAAUAAUCAAAUUAUGCUUUUAUUUACGGACCACCCUUCUCAGUCAACAUUGAUUGAUAACUGUCAUAUCUUCAUUUUAGGCCGCGAUAACUACCAUUUCCUCCUCUCAAUUUCUCACCAUCGUCAGUCGUUACCGCCGUCAGUAGAUAGAACUCAUCGCCUACCAUUGCCAUUUCUUCCUUGCCGCCGGCAACUGCCAUUUCCUCUGAUGGCAGGUGCUGCUGAAUCAAGUAUGAUUGCUCUUCCAUACACAAAUUUACAGAAGGACAAUCAGUUGAUUUCACCACUAAGCACUCUGCUUAGUGAGGCACCAAACAGAAAACGCCGUAGAACUAAUGAAGAAUCCAGUUCGCAAGAGUUGUUUUCUGUUAACGGGAAAAGUCUAGGCUUUAGUGUUAAAAACCCAUCUUUAGAGAAAGAUAUUGAUGUUAGUUGGCCAAAAAUUUUUACUUUUCAAAGUACUGGGGCUAAUAAGUCUGUUGUAGGAUUUGAAGCAAAACAGUCUUCUUUGUUAGUUCACAAUCAGAGUCAUUUACCAAGGGAAGUAACCUUUGAAGCUCAAAGGAACGUGAGCAAUGCACAUCUACUUGAUGUAGCUCGCAAAAAUGUAGGAAAUGAGAGAAAAGAUAAGGAGAAGUUUCCUGAUUUUUCCAAAGAAGUUGAGAAUGCAAUUAAUAGGAUUGAGUCUCUUAUUCCAUCACUUCAAAAGCUGGUAAAUUCUGCGCAUCUAUCAGAGCAAAAGAGUGUUGGUAAUGUGGCCUUGCCCAAUGUUUCCGGUUCAGCAAACUCUGUAAGAAAAGAAAAAGGCGGGUCAAACACAAGAAAUGAGCCAAAUGUCACUGCUAAUUCCACUUUACUUGGUGGAAACUUGGUUAGUAUGCAAGCAAGACAAGCGCAGGCAAGGAGAAAUCUUCCUGUUUCUUCACGAGUCAAGUGGAGCAGGAAUGUCAAAUUUGUUGAUGAUGACAAUAGUAAUAAUGAUGAUGUUAAAUGCUUGAAUCUGAAUAUGACUCGGAAAAUGGUUGAUAGAACGCAGAAUCGGUUGUUAGCUCAAAACAAUGUUAGAAUGAAGAACUUAGAGUUAGAAAAGAAUGCUGAUGCUCGGGCUAGUCAGAUUCCUAGGCCUAAGCCUCUAAAGGCUGGUAUGGGUGGACCUGAUUCACUAAAAUGUACACCAGGCAGGAGUAGAUCUUUUGCAAGUCAGAAUUCAGAACAAAUACAAGAUUUCACUAUCUUGCCUCGCCAGUCCUACCAUGAAGAAGAUAUUGAGGAAGAGGUAAAAUCGAAACAUUCUACACAAAUUCCAUCUUUGAGGGACACUAGUUUCAUUAGACAUAGCAGUAAGAGUAACUUGGGUAAUUACAAUCAGCAGUGGAGUCAGAAUCAUACCAUUGGAAGAAUCGCACGAGAAAAAGGCCUAUAUUCUGAUAUUGAUAAGUCUAGGGAUUCUGUGGACAGAAAUACUGUAAUCAGGAAAGCGAUACCUCGUGAGCAAAUUUCAGAGGAGACGGACUGGAGUUCAAGUGCAUCUUGUAGUGCAAUAACUGAACAAAGUAGUGGUUCACCAAGUUCUUCAAGUGGAACUUAUGAAUCAUUUGAAACUGUUAGCAAUGACAGUGACGAAAGUGAGCCGCAGCCUACAAAAUUAGGUCGGUCAACAAGGAUUAAACACCCUGAAGUCACUGAGAGUACUGCUUCAGAUUAUGAUGAUACGUCUUUUGAUGAAAGUAGUUUAGAUGAUCAAAACUACUCAGAUACUGCAGGUUCUUCAAGCCAAAUGAGUUCUGCACGAUACCAUAAAUGGAAUACACAAAUGGAAUGUGGAAAAAGGAGAGUACGUGGAUGGAGGAGGCUCGGGAAGAAGCUAGGGAUGAUUUUUCACCAUCAUCAUCACCACCACCACCACCAUCAUUACAGUGAUAAGGAUGAGUCUGAUGCGCAUCAUGCUAGAUCGUUUUGGAAAAUACUUGGAGGGAUUUUUGAUCCCACAAGAAACACUGAUCAUCGUCAGACACCAACCGUUAAGAAGUCAAAAAAAUCCGAGGUAAAGACUAUAGUGAAAAGGAAAGAUCAAGGAAGAAGCUUUCAUACACUAGUCGGUGGGUUUAUGAAGCACAUGAAGCAUUCGAAGAAACCUAAAAAAGUUAAAAAUGGCAACAAGGGGAUUGGAAACAGCAUUCACAAAGGUAAAAAAGAGGGGGGAAAAUUGCCGUGGUGGCCGAAGAUCAAUAGAGGAAGAGGUGGAGUGAAGGUGGCCAACAAGGGAAAGGUCAAGUGUGGAAAUUAUUACAGAACAAAAAGUAUGGCUGCUGCCAAGAUAAUUUUAGGGAAGUAAAAAACUUCCUUUUUUUUUUUUUGCUAACUUGUGAUGUCUUUAGUAUAUGGAGUACAUAUGCAACAAAGUCCAUAGUUUUGGAGUUUGUUAUCAGAUUUGUCUGAUGUUGUGCAGGAUAAACUGGGCCAGCUUGGAUUUGGUACCUCAACAUUGUACUCUAUUUACUUGAUUUUGAUGGUAUAGGAAUACAUGAUCCAAAAUAUUGAUCUUUUCAAUUGUUAAUAGACGAUAGAAUACGUAUAGUUUGUACGGAAAUGUAAUAAUUUUGGCUUAUUUUCUUAAAUUCUGGGCUCUGAAGUAUUUGCUUGUGUUGUGCGGACCUCCAGGUUCCAUCGUGUGCAAACCACCCACUUUUGUCGCUCCGCUACAACUGUUAUUUAAGUUGUGUACUAGUGUUUUUGGGUCCAUCAUUUCAUGUAAUUGUACACAGAGAAGUAUAGUAGCCAGAUGCAUACUGGGAAUAAAGAAUAUAAAUUAAAAAAACUUGAGCAAAGCUUAUGCGAGAAAAAAUUGAGAGGAAAGAGAGAAUAAUAGCCUGUUUGGUUAUUGGCAAACACUUUAUAAGGUUCAUAAUUAUACUUGGCUCUCUCCGAUCAUACUAUUUUAUUCACCAAAUUCAUGCUUAUUU
Molecule: messenger RNA, 3224 nt
Organism: Amaranthus tricolor (Joseph's coat)
Lineage: Eukaryota; Viridiplantae; Streptophyta; Magnoliopsida; Caryophyllales; Amaranthaceae
Exons: 2
Coding region: 275-2596 (773 amino acids)
Source: RefSeq, a predicted model, not a curated record